AUGGACCGAUGCCUAAGUUCUUCGAAAGUUGAUAUCGAUGUAGAGACUGGUGCUCAACAGUGCUUCGCCGAAAAACAAGGAGACGCCAGCGUAUCCCCUCCUCCAUACGAAUAUCAGGAGCCCCCACCCUAUAGUUCUAUUACAGCCCCUGCUUGCAUGUCCUACUCAUCGGUCCAGUAUCUUUGUCUUUUCGGAUUUUUAUUUCCCCCCUCAUGGAUAAUUAGAGCCCUCGCACUCCUUUCACCUCUGCAUCAAAUUCUUCCAUGGAUGUUCUCAUCAAAACCUGAGGCACUAAUCCCCAACGAGGGCUUACUAAGGCGCAAAACAGAGAUGAAAUGGGCGAGCACUUGCUUGAUCCUUAUCAGCCUGUUCAGUCUAAUUGGGACAAUUGUCUUCAUAGUUCGAAUCACGGCCAAGGAUGCCAGCUGA
Molecule: messenger RNA, 429 nt
Organism: Desarmillaria tabescens
Lineage: Eukaryota; Fungi; Basidiomycota; Agaricomycetes; Agaricales; Physalacriaceae
Exons: 3
Coding region: 1-429 (142 amino acids)
Source: RefSeq, a predicted model, not a curated record